This is a messenger RNA of Alosa alosa (allis shad), 8482 nucleotides long. RefSeq names its product nuclear receptor corepressor 1 (gene ncor1). The record is from RefSeq and is a predicted model, not a curated record. Gene Ontology annotation, biological process: negative regulation of transcription by RNA polymerase II. Gene Ontology annotation, molecular function: nuclear thyroid hormone receptor binding; transcription corepressor activity. NCBI's taxonomy places the organism in Eukaryota, Metazoa, Chordata, Actinopteri, Clupeiformes, Clupeidae.
AAGGAAUAUGUUAUUAAUGUAAUGUAACGUAAUAUAAUGAAUCGUUUUGAAUAAUAUACAGUCCAUCUACAUUCAUAAGAGCAAUAGACGUAGUACUUCUAGGACAAAUACAAUGUUGAAGUGUGCUGCAGCCUUUAGCCUGCAACAUUCGUUCAGUCCGUCAUCCGCGGAAUAACAAUCACCUCUCGCACUUUAUCGAGAAGUACACAUCUUGUUUUUUUGGGAGGUUUACAUUACCGAUAUGUGGUGGUUUGGGUUCUCAGUCAUGCCCCAGCUGAGACCGUGAUCAGUGCCCCCAGCAUCUUCCCCAGGCCUAGGCCUGGUUUGGCGCAGCCUGAGCCAGCAUGUCCAGCUCCGGCUACCCCCCCAGUCAGGGGGCCUUCAGCAACGAACAAAACCGUUACCCUCCACACUCUGUCCAGUACACCUUCAGCUCAGCACGCCAUCAGCCGGAAUUCACCGUCCAAGACUACCGGACACACAUUCAGGACCAGCAGCAGGCGCGACGCAGACCCUCUCUGCUCUCGGAAUUCCACCCCGGAACUGAGAGGCCACCGGAGAGGAGGCAUGGGUACGAGCAGCAGUUCGUCUCGUCCCUCACCUCUCAGCCUGAGCAUGAGUCGCUGGAACCCAAGCGGCCACGCGUUGAUGGGCCGUCGGAGACUCACUUCGCCCGCGCGCCCACAGGCACCGUUGUCCUGCCCGUGCCCCACGCCGUGCAGGAUGGCAUCAGGUCUGCAGCUGGAGAGGUCAAAAAGGAGACACAGUUCAAUGUGAAGGUGGAGGCGUCCUCCCCGGGAGGAGUGGGUCAGCAUAUGGCAGAGGAGCAGGACGCGUCCCCUUCCAAACUGUCCAAGGAGGAGCUCAUCCAGAGCAUGGACAGGGUGGACCGAGAAAUCGCGAAGGUGGAGCAGCAGAUAUUUAAGCUCAAGAAGAAACAGCAACAACUGGAGCAGGAAGCAGCCAAGCCAGUGGAGCCGGAAAAGCCAGUGUCCCCCCCACCAGUGGAGCACAAGCACCGCAGCAUCGUGCAGAUCAUCUACGACGAGAACCGGAAAAAAGCAGAGGAGGCCCAUAAAAUAUUCGAAGGUCUUGGUCCCAAGGUGGAGCUACCCCUAUACAACCAGCCAUCAGAUACUAAAGUGUACCACGACAACAUAAAGACUAACCAGCUGAUGAGGAAGAAGCUCAUAUUGUUUUUCAAGCGGAGGAACCAUGCACGCAAACAAAGGGAACAGAAGAUCUGCCAGCGCUACGACCAGCUGAUGGAGGCCUGGGAAAAGAAAGUGGAACGCAUGGAGAACAACCCGCGCCGCAAAGCCAAGGAGAGCCGCACGCGCGAGUACUACGAGCGACAGUUCCCAGAGAUCCGCAAGCAGCGUGAGCAGCAGGAGCGCUUCCAGAGGGUGGGUCAGCGAGGAACCGGUCUGUCGGCAACCAUUGCGAGAAGCGAGCAUGAGAUAUCCGAGAUCAUCGACGGCCUAUCUGAACAGGAGAACAACGAGAAGCAGAUGAGGCAGCUGUCCGUCAUCCCGCCCAUGAUGUACGACUCGGAGCAGCGACGUGUGAAGUUCAUCAACAUGAACGGCCUGAUGGAGGACCCCAUGAAGGUCUACAAGUCCCGCCAGUUCAUGAACGUGUGGACGGAACAUGAGAAGGAGAUCUUUAGGGAGAAGUUUGUGCAGCACCCAAAGAAUUUUGGCCUCAUUGCUUCGUAUCUGGAAAGAAAGUGUGUGGCAGACUGUGUGCUUUACUAUUACUUGACCAAGAAGAACCAGAACUACAAAACACUGGUGCGGCGCAACUAUAGGCCACGGCGAGGGAGAAAUCAGCAGAUAACACGGCCCUCACAAGAAGACAAGUCGGACGAUAAAAACGAAGAGGACAAAUCUGAGAAAUCUGAGAAAAAAGAGGACGAGGAGAAGAAGGAAGAGGAGGAGAAAGAUGAAAAGGAGGAGUCCAAGGACCUUGGCAAAGACAGAGACAAGUGUGACGGCGGGGAGGACGAGGACGGGAAGGAGCAGAGCACGCCGCGCGGACGCAAGACCGCCAACAGCCAAGGGCGCCGCAAGGGCAGGAUCACCACGCGCUCCAUGGCCAAUGAGGCUGCCUCCGUGGUGUCCGAGGAGGUCCCUCCACCCCCACCUGAGCCAAGUUUGCCUGAGCCUGUUCAGCCACCAAAAACUGAGCAAGGUCCCAAGACUGUACGAGAACCUGCCAAGACCGCUCCAGUGACCAUGGAUAGAGGAGCUGUCGAGAGCGGAGAGACGUCUCGCUGGACUGAGGAGGAGAUGGAAAUAGCCAAAAAAGGUUUGGUUGAGCACGGCCGUAACUGGUCGGCUAUUGCCAAAAUGGUGGGCACCAAAAGCGAGGCUCAGUGCAAGAACUUCUAUUUCAACUACAAGAGGCGGCACAACCUCGAGGAGCUGCUCCAACAGCACAAACAGGAAAGGCGGGGCCACAGAGGGGAUCGGGACGUGUCUCAGAGCGAGAGCAUGACCUCCACAGCCUCCGCCGCAGAUGAUGACGAGGACGAGGACAACCCAGAAGAUAGUGAAGGUCCAGACAACAGCUCCGACACGGAGAGCGCUCCCUCUCCGUCUCAGGCGGAUCCCUCCAAAGCCGGCGGGAUGGCCGCGCAGCGGGACGAGGACUCCGCGGCGGCCUCGGCCUCUGAGCAGGACGCCUGCGCCUCAUCCAAGGGCCAGGAGGUGCCGCCGGACGAGCUGCGGGUCAAGCUGGAGAAGAGCCCGGAGGACUCCAGCGGCGACGUGCCGGGAGCCCAGGAGGAGCGCGGCCGCGGUGCCGGACCCGGCGGCUACGACGCUGCCCAGGUGCACACCAAGAGCGAGCCCCAGGACGUGGAGAUGAGCGGCAGCGGCGGCGUGCAGGUGAAGCUGGAGCCCGAGGCCAAGGAGCGGCUGGACAAGCACGGCGAGCACCCACACUCGGACAACGACUCCAGCGCCACGUGCAGCGCCGACGAGGACGUGGAAACGGAGCCCAGGAUGUACGACAAGCCGUCUAUGUUCAACCCCACCGGCUCGGUGUUGGUGUCGUCUGCCAUGCCAUCCCCACUGAACAUGCAGCAGCUCCAGGAGCGCGCCGCCGCCAUCCCACCCAUGGUGCCAGGUGUGUUCGGCCCUGGCGGCGUUCCCCAUCUGAGUGCCUACAACAUGUUCCAGCACCAGAUAAAGGCGGUGCACGAGUCGGCGCACCAGGACGACAAGCAGCGGCAGGACCAGGUGGAUCUGGAGCGCAGGCCCCGCUUGGCUACGCGCAGCCCCACCGUGCUCGACCGGGAAGGCAAGCCAUUCUACAUGCCUUAUGAAGUGCAGGAUGCCCAUGGAGGGGUUGUUCGGCCGGGCACUCCUUACCGCCUCUCUCCUCGCGAUCCCAGCAAGGCCUCGCCACAGCCGGACCCUGCGCGCUACAGUGUGCCACAGCCGGACCCUGCGCGCUACAGUGUGCCACCUGUUCUCCAGCCAGCGCCCAAUCAGAUGGUCCAGAACCUUACAGAUGGGGUCCGCAUGGCCUUCCCUCGGCACAGACCGCCCAACAUUCCGUCUCCUCCUCCACUCAUUCCCACCUCCAAGCCCACUGACAAGCCCACGUUCAUCCAGGGGGGCUCCAUAUCCCAGGGUACGCCUGGCACGUACCUCCCCUCCCACAGCCACGGCGUCUAUGGGCCCGAGGCAGCCAAGAGCUCUGUGGGCUCCAUUUCCCUGGGGCUGCCAAGACAACAGGACCCCGCCAAGCCUGUGUCCUACAUAAAGCAGGAGGAGUGUUCCCCACGAGGCCAGAGCUCACAGGGCGAGGGUCUGCACUCCAGAGCGCAGUACGAGGGAGUGGUUAGAGGGGGUCCAAUGUCUGCCAUCCAGGACGUGGGCAUGGCGAGAGGCUCUUCUAACAAACCAUCAGAGGGAAUACCUUUCAGAGGCUCCAUCACACAGGGCACGCCAGCGCUGCCACAGUCCAGUAUAGCCGCCGACCUCCUGAAGACGACCAUCACCAAACUGGCCACGGAAGAGCUCAGCAACUCUGAAAAGAGUCGGGCAGAGGCCAUGAACAAGGGCCAUGUAAUCUACGAGGGCAAGCAGGGUCAUAUCCUCUCUUACGAUGCCAUCAAAAACCCAAGAGAAGGUACAAGGAGCCCACGCCCUGAUCUCAAGCGUCCUUAUGACAUGAUGGAGGGGGAGAGAGGUCACCCUGGAAGUUAUGACAUGAUGGAGGGGGGGAGAGGUCACCCUGGAAGGGACUCUGUACCCUAUGAAGGGUUAAUAAGCAGGGCUCUGCCCAGAGAUGGGUCUCACCCGGAGUCCAAGGAUCGCAACGUUGUCACAGGGUCCAUCAUGCAGGGGACUCCUCGCACGUCUGUGGAAGCCUAUGAGGAAGGCAUGAAGUACGGCAAGCAGAUCAAGACUGAAAGCCCGCCCAUUCGCUCCUUUGAGGGGGGCAUCACCAAGGGCAAGCCCUAUGAGGGUGUGAACACCAUCAUCAUCACCAAGGAGUGUGGACGUUCCAUCCACGAGAUCCCCCGCCAAGAACUGCAGGGCCAGGACAACCGCAAGACCCCGGGACUGGAGGGCUCCAUGAACCAGCAGUCCACCAUCAAGCAUAAUGUGAAGUCGCUCCUCACCAGCCCCAGCAAGCUGCCGCACCCAGGCAUGCCCCAGCUGGAAGCCAUGGAGCGGGCAAAGUACGAGGAGGCCGCCGCCAAGGCCUCUAAUGAGCGUGUGCGCCAAUCCGUGGUCAACUCCACCUCGGUCCUGCGCUCCACGCACCAGGAGGGCAACAAGUCCCAGGUCAGCCCGGUGAUGUACGAGGACGCCAAUGCCCGAAGAACCCCGGUCAACUACAGCAGCAGCGGCAGCAGAGAGAUGUCCAGAGCAUCCCCACUGCUGGUGCGAGGACAGGAGGGGAGCAUCACAGCCGGGAAGCCGGUGUCUCACGAGAGGAAGAGCGCCCUGAUGUCCACCCAGACUGGCAGGGAGAGUGUUCCUGCCAAGUCUCCAGUGCUGACCGCCGACCCCAUGGGCUCGCCCUUCGACCCCCACCAUCGACCUGUCAUUCCUGGGGAAGUGUACAGGCCUCCCCACCUGCCUCCACACCUGGACCCCAACCUUGUUUUCCACCCAGCGUACAUAUUUCCGCGGCAACCGUCUCCGACAGGCUACCACAACACGUACCAGAUGUACACCAUGGAGAAUACGCGCCAGACCAUCCUCAACGAUUACAUCACCUCGCAGCAGAUGCAGGUCCCGCGGCCGGAUGUGGCCCGGGUGCUGUCGCCACGGGAACAUCAGAUUCAAAUCCCUUACCAUCCUGGACCACGAGGUAUUAUUGAUCUAGCCCAGAUGCCACGAGCUCCUAUCCUGUUGUCUGACCGCUUCACCUACCUCCCUGGAGCUCAGCCCCCUUUCUCUCCUAGUGCUUUCAACCAAGCCUCCAUGCUUGCAGCCAGCGCAGAGCGAAGAGGGGAGAGGGAGGCUGACGAGACCACCGAGAGGCCCAGUCCUGAGCGGCCAGGCAGGCCUGGAAGCAACAGUUACCUGCGCUCGCCCUCGCCCUCUGUGAGGGCACAGGAGAGUGCCAACCAGCAGCGGCCCAGCAUUUUCCAGGGCACCAACAAUAAGAGCGUCAUCACACCCCUCGUAAUGUCGUCAGCCCAGAGUCGCUACAGCAACGCUGCUGACGCCCUGGCAGCCCUGGUGGACGCCGCUGCUUCUGCCCCGCCGGUGGACGUGGCCAAGGUGAAGGAGAGCAAACAGCACGAGGCCCAGCGUGACGAGGACAUGAGCUCCUCGUCUGCCCGCCGAGCAGCCGCAGCCUUCAACGAGCAGCAGGAGACCGAGAGGCGGUCAAUGCAGUCGCCGUACGGCAGCAUGGCCAUGCCCGGCGGGGUCAAAGGCCAUCAGGGCUACAUGGAGGCACAGGCCGCAGCGGGAAAGGACAAGAACGCGCCCACCAAGUCUCGCAUCGAGGAGGAGUUGCGCACGCGCGGGAAGACCACCAUCACCGCCGCCAACUUCAUUGAUGUAAUCAUCACGCGCCAGAUUGCCUCGGAUAAAGACUCACGCGAAAGAGGCUCCCAAAGUUCCGACUCCUCCAGCAGUUUGUCAUCCAAUCGGUAUGAGGCCCAGAGCGGAGGUGCCGUUGAAGUCAUCAGCCCUGCCAGCUCCCCGACGCAGAGUCAGGAGAAGCCCGAGAGCCCCUUCCCCCAGGAGAAGGCCUCCCAGCCACCCUCAGCAGGUGGCAUGAGGGCCUUCGACAUGAGCCGCUACCGUCAGCAGGUGGAGCGGGACCAAGGUCCUCCAGCUCCACAGCAGCCCCCCACCUCCCAGACGCACCGCGUCAUGACCCUGGCAGACCACAUCUCGCAUAUCAUAACCCGGGACUUUGCCCGCAAUCAUGAGCCCAGCCCAGCCCCUACAUCCACGCCCUCGUCUUCAUCCUCCUCCUCGUCUGCGUCCGCCACAUUCCAGAGCUCGGCCCCGCACGUGUCCGGAUCGGGCCGAGCCAAAGGGCCCAGCAACUACAGCCCUGAGAACCCGGUCCUGCCCUCCCACCACCAGAGGCCCUCCAGCAGGGUGUCCCCUGAGAACGCCACGGACAAGCCCAGGUCCAGGCCAGGGAAAUCUCCCGAGCGAGGUGGUCGACCUCUGGAGAGUUACGAGCCCAUCUCUCCACCCCAGAGUUACAGCAUGGAGAAGCAGGAGGCUUCAGCCGCUCUGCUGCAAAGCCAGAGGAGGGAAGCCGACAUGCCUGAGCAGAGGACGGACUCACGCUCGCCAGGCAGUGGCAGCUACCUGCCCUCUUUCUUCACCAAGCUGGAGAACACUUCCCCCAUGGUGAAAUCCAAGAAGCAGGAGAUCUUUCGUAAGAAAGGUGUCGGUGAUUCUGAUGUUGGCAGUGCACAACCAGGUACAGAGAUCUUCAACUUGCCUGCAGUAACCAGCUCAAGUUCCGUGAAUCCCAGGAACCACUCCUUCAGUGACCCGGCCAGUAACCUGGGCCUGGAGGACAUCAUCCGCAAGGCGCUGAUGGGGAAUAUGGAGGAGCGGCCGGAGGAGUCGGCCCAGGUAGGAGGGGCCCCACGGGGGCAGCGCCAGCAACCCCACCAGCAUGGCAGUGGUAACGAGGGCCGGCAGGACGCCAACCCCUCCCCAAACACAGGGAAACAGAAGCUGCAGGGAAAGCCUAACAGCCGCAAGUCCAAGUCGCCCAAUCCUGGACAGGCCUUCGCUGGGGGGGAGCGGCCAUCCUCCGUGUCCUCCGUCCACUCUGAGGGGGACUACCACCGGCAGCCCCCCGCCUGGGCCUGGGAGGAGCGCCCCUCCUCUACAGGGUCCAUGCAGUUCCCGUACAACCCUCUGACCAUGCGUAUGCUGAGCAGCACGCCGCCCACCUCCAUGGCCUGCCCGUCGCCCUCUCUGCAGUCCCAGCAGCCUCCGCCACCCAUGGGCUCCAUGCCCUCGUCGGGAGCGCCAGGGGGGGCGCCGGGACCGCAGCCAAGCCGUGUCUGGGAGCGCGAACCGCUCCUGUCGGAGCAGUACGAGACCCUGUCAGACAGUGACGACUGAGCUCAGCCACGAGACCAAGGACGCCCCCCUCUAUCAUAAAAAAACAAAACAAAACAAACCCUUGCAUCGCCUCGCUUCUGGGCCCUGAGGGAACAGCCCCGUCCCCCAUGAACCCCCCACCUCCCCACCCCAGUGCGGGUCUGCGCCACGCGCCCCCCACCUUGCCCUGCCACGAGCCUCGAAACGCAGGCGGAACUCUGCAGGGAACUGCUGGGGUGGCACUUUUGGUGCGCUAGCGCCCCCUGGUGACACAGCCAGUGGAAAAUAAGGGGCACAGACUCCUGACACGUUGGAUGUUGCCACGAUGACAAGUAUGUUAGGAGCUUUUUUUUCUUCUUCUUCUUCUUUUGUUGUUGUGGAGAGACUUAACCACGUCACCUGGCCGGGGGAAAGGCAGCUUAGACUUGUGUUGGCAGAGGCAUGUGUCAGUGUGUAUUUUAUUUUUCCUCCCUCUCCUUCCUUUUUAUCAGUUUUUAGUUCACAUUACCCAGCCCCCCUAUCUUUGCUGUUCCAAACAGAAAUCUGAUUUUUUGUAAUUGGUCUGUCCCAUUAAUGACAGAAAUUACCAAACUAAUGACACCUCUGCACCAUUGUUGCACUUUUUUUGCUUUGUAAGCUUUGACAGAUAUAAAGGCAUAAUACCUAAUAUAAGUUAUUUAAGCUGCCCCCUGAAGGGGUUCCUUAAUUUGAUUUCAUCAGCAGUCGGCAUCACCCUCGGACUUCCUGAGUUCCAGUCCAUCUUCUCCGGUUGCAGAUGUCCUAUUUCCUUUAGAGUAUGGUACAGCUCUGUCAUGCGAGUGGCUUGUCAAUACCAUUUUUUUUUUUAGUCUCCUCAUGGCCAGAGGAAAGCUGAUUCUCUCUUUUUUGUCAUUUACGUUAAUAAAACUCAUUGUCUCGCU